AUGCGGCUCCAGGCGGCACUUUUCUUGCUCGCCGCGUGCGUGCCAUCGGCGACGGCCGUUUUCAAAGACGAGGUCGACCACGUCGACUUCCACCACGCCCUCCUGGGCAUUCCCUCGGUCGACACGACCUUUUUCCUGCGCCCGUCGGCUUCGUCGAGCGCCUCACUUCUCUAUACCCUCUCCGAGAAGUCGAUCCUCGGCGCCGUCAACCCUAGAGAUGGCUCCAUUGUGUGGCGGCAAAACAUCACCCGGUCGUCGUUGUCGGCGGCGCAGCAGCAGCAGCAGCAGCAGCAGCAGGGAUUCCUACGCGGGAGCGAUGAGUCAAACACCGUGGUGAGUGCCGUGGGCGCGGAUGUGUCCUCCUGGAGCGCCGUAGAUGGCAAGCUGGUCUGGGAGAAUCGGUUUGCCGGCGAGACCGUGGCGGAUCUGGAGGUGUUGGAGUUCGAGGAUGCCAGUCACCCUGCGACGGUUAAGGACACGAUUGCGCUUUUUGCAGGUGCGGUGGGCACUGUCAGACGAUUCGAUGGCGGGUCGGGAGAUGUCAAGUGGGAAUUCAAGGACCAGAGUGGUGAUCUUCCCUUCCAGGUGUUGUCCUCUCCCGCCGAAAUAUACUAUAUCUCGCUGCAUUCUGUUCCGUCAAAGGGUUACAAGAUCAAGAUCACCUCACUGGACCCUCUUACGGGCAAACCGGGCCAGCAGUAUGUUCUGAGCUCUGAGAAUGAGGUGGCCGGGCCCGAGUCGGUCUUGUUUGUCGGUGCAAACAACGCUUCCCCGUUGGUUGUCUGGGCGGACAAGUUGCACAAGACGUUGAAGGUCAAUGUGAUCGGCUCGAAGCAGGUCCACACAAUCACAAUCGACAACGAAAGCGGCGAGGAGAUCCGUUCUAUUACUGUUCACGCAUCGCGCAAGUUGAACUCGUUGCCCCAUUUUCUGGUCCAGUACGAGACCGAGUCGAGCUCCUGGGCUGACGUCUACCACGUUGACUUGAAGGCCUCCACGGUCUCAAAGGCGUAUCACCUGCCGCGCACGCAGGAGCGCUCGGUCUUCGCGACCAGCAACAAGGACGCAAAUGUGUACUUCACUCGCAUGUCUGAAUCAGAAGCUGCAGUCGUCUCAUCUGCGUCUCAUGGCAUUCUUGGGCGGUGGUCUCUCCAGUCACCCUCCACCGAACGGCCCCUCCAUGCCGUGGCGGAGGUUGUCGUCAAGGGAGACUCUGUGGCUCUUCGGUCGGCGGUCGUCACAGAAUCCGGUGACUGGCAUCUCAUUCAGAACGGCCAGUCCGGAUGGACGAGAUAUGAAGCAUUGGCCGGGGCAUUGGCCGCGACUUGGGUCGAGGCGGACGAUCAGGAAGAGCUCGCUCACGAGCUCGAAGUAGAGGGCCACCAGAGUCUCCUUGGUGCUUAUUUCCACCGCGUCAAACGCCACGUACGGGACCUCCAGUAUCUCCCCGAUUGGCUCCGGGAGCUUCCCAGCCGGGUCAUCACCAGCGUUUUCUCGGAUGAAGUCACAAACCUCGACAGCUUUGGAAUCAACAUGCCCGUUAUCGUGGCUACUGAGAAUGGCCGCGUAUACGCUCUCGAUACCGGCAAGCAUGGUGCUGUUGCUUGGAGCGUGAAGGCCGCAGAAGGCCAAGGCACGUGGGACGUCCGAACGAUCGUGACCCAGCCUGGGUCUGCCACUGUUUACGUGGAAGACGGCAGCUCGGUCACCCUGAACACCACUUCUGGGGCUAUUCUUUCGCGGACUGCACCCACGACCAAAACCAAGUCGUUCGCCGUCGUCAAACAGGACGCUUCUUCUCCGGUAGUCAUCGGUGUCAAGGAAGAUGGCACCCCUCUGGAUGCGAUCAACGGAGCAGGAUUCCUCGUCACGCUGGGCGACGACGGGCGUGUUCGUGGAUGGACCGCCGCCGACAACAAGUAUCCUGUCUGGGAGUUCGCGCCUCCCGAGGGACAGCGGAUCGUGCGCGCCACGGCGCGCCCUGCUCAUGACCCUGUGGCUUCGAUCGGCAAGGUCCUGGGCGACCGCUCGGUCUUGUACAAGUACCUCAAUCCCAACCUUGCCCUGGUGACCGCUGUCAGCGGCAGCACGGCGAGCUUCUACCUCUUGGACGCGAUCUCCGGGCAACUGCUCCACGCAAGCACCCAGCGCGGGGUGGAUACCACGCAGCCCAUCCCCUCUGUGAUCUCGGAGAACUGGUUUGCAUACUCCUUCUACGGCGAUGCGGUGCAGGAAGGCGAUGCCAGGGGCUACCAGCUAGUCGUGGCGGAGUUGUACGAAUCGCCCACCCCGAACGACCGGGGUCCGCUGGGUUCGGCCAGCAACUACUCCAGCCUAUUUGGCGCAGAGCCUCUCCCCGCCCCGCACGUCAUCUCCCAGGCAUUUGUGAUCCCUGAACCCAUCUCCCACAUGACCGUGACGCAAACCCGGCAGGGAAUCACCACCCGCCAGCUGCUGUGCACGCUGCCGGCCUCGAACUCCCUCAUCGGCAUCCCGCGCCCGGUGCUCGAUCCCCGCCGCCCCGUCGGCCGCGACGCGACCGCGCUCGAGGCCGAAGAAGGUCUGUUCAAGUACCAUCCCUUCCUGGAAUUCGACGGCAAGUGGUACAUCUCGCACGCGCGCGACGUGGCGGGCCUUUCGACCGUGCUCUCCCGGCCAACCCUGUUGGAGAGCACGAGCCUUGUCUUCGCCUUUGGCGGCGACAUCUUUGCCUCGCGCGUCAACCCGUCCCAGGCCUUUGAUAUCCUUGGCAAGGGCUUCUCCAAACUUCAGCUCGUCCUAACCGUUGUGGCUCUGGCGGUUGGUGUUGUCAUUCUGGCUCCAAUGGUUCGGAGAAAACAGAUCAACGCCGUGUGGAAGGCGUCCAGCUAG
Messenger RNA from Penicilliopsis zonata CBS 506.65, 2871 nucleotides. RefSeq lists its product as hypothetical. Gene Ontology annotation, cellular component: EMC complex. The coding region runs from base 1 to 2871 and encodes 956 amino acids. The record is from RefSeq and is a predicted model, not a curated record. Gene Ontology annotation, biological process: protein folding in endoplasmic reticulum. Gene Ontology annotation, molecular function: protein binding. Lineage: Eukaryota; Fungi; Ascomycota; Eurotiomycetes; Eurotiales; Aspergillaceae. The transcript is spliced from 3 exons.